Messenger RNA from Papaver somniferum (opium poppy), 2431 nucleotides. RefSeq names its product serine/threonine-protein kinase BSK5-like. The coding region runs from base 722 to 2200 and encodes 492 amino acids. The transcript is spliced from 10 exons. The record is from RefSeq and is a predicted model, not a curated record. Gene Ontology annotation, biological process: protein phosphorylation; brassinosteroid mediated signaling pathway. Gene Ontology annotation, molecular function: protein binding; protein kinase activity; ATP binding. NCBI's taxonomy places the organism in Eukaryota, Viridiplantae, Streptophyta, Magnoliopsida, Ranunculales, Papaveraceae.
GAAACAGUUUCUAAACCAACAAAACUUGAAUCCGAUACAUUAACAACUAAUAAUCAUCGAGCAGAAAAAAUUAACAACUAAUAAUCUUAAAUGUAGCUAACAAGUUAUUGAACAGAAGACAAAUUUGACGAGAAGAGAUAUAUCGAUAUCAUUCUGUCCAUGAUUAUUAUUAUUAUAUGACUCUGUCUGAUGAAAGAAAAGCAGACUGCAAAAAUCAGAGAAAAUGAUGAUGAUGAUGGCGAAGAAGAAGAAGAAGGAGAUGGGCAGAAGCGAUAGUUUACCCGAAAUCUCGGAAUAUAGUUUCAGCUCUUCUCAUCUUUUUCAUUUUUUUUACCUCCCUAUAAUAACAUAAUUAUUUUAAUAAAAAUAUUAUUAUUAUUAUUAUUAUUAUUAUUUUGCAACAGACAGAUAGACAGAGAGGAGAAUUCUAGAGAGAGAGAGUCUGUGUCUGUCUGUGUGCGUAAAUGUGAAUGUGAGAGAUAGAAAGAAAAGAUAGAGAAAGGGUAAAACCCUUUCUUUCUUUCUUUUCUUUGUAGCAAGCAAGCAUUACAUUGGAUCCAAAUAUCUACUCUACUCUUCUCUUCUUUCUUAUUAUUUACAUAUACAACACAGACAGAAAGACAUUCACAUACAUACACACAUACUUACACAAACACACUUCUCCUUCUUAAUCUCAUACUUCUUUCUGUCUCUCUAUACCUCCUCAUAUAGAUCUCUAGCAAUGGGAGCUCGCUGCUCCAGAUUAUCAGGUUGUUGGUGGGAAUCUCAAUUUAAACCCACAGACCUUGAAUCAUCUGAUCUUGAGAAUGGAAGCAAAAGUAAUCAAGAGACAAUACCUGGGUUCUGUGAAUAUACUUUUGAACAACUUAGGGUAGCUACAAGUGGUUUCUCUGUUGAUAACAUUGUUUCUGAACACGGUGAGAAAGCACCUAAUGUUGUUUACAAAGGGAAACUCUCUAAUGAUAGAUUCAUCGCUGUUAAGCGUUUUCAUAAAGCUGCUUGGCCUGAUUCUCGUCAAUUCCUUGAAGAAGCUAAAACAGUGGGUCAUCUUCGGAAUGAACGAUUAGCGAAUCUAAUCGGAUGUUGUUGUGAAGGUGAUGAGAGAUUGUUGGUUGCUGAGUUUAUGCCUAAUGAAACACUUGCCAAACAUCUAUUCCAUUGGGAGGCUCAACCCAUGAAAUGGGCAAUGAGAUUGAGAGUAGCAUUGUAUUUGGCUGAAGCCUUGGACUAUUGCAGUGGUAAAGGGAGAGCGUUGUAUCAUGACUUAAAUGCUUAUAGAGUUCUAUUUGAUCAGGAUGGUAACCCUAGGCUAUCAUGCUUCGGUCUCAUGAAAAAUAGUAGAGAUGGGAAGAGUUACAGUACAAACUUGGCUUUUACCCCUCCAGAAUACAUGAGGACUGGAAGAGUAACCGCAGAAAGUGUAGUUUACAGCUUUGGCACCCUGUUGCUUGAUCUUCUUAGUGGCAAGCAUAUUCCCCCGAGCCAUGCACUUGAUUUAAUACGUGGCAAAAAUUUCUUGAUGUUGAUGGAUUCUUGCUUGGAGGGUCAUUUUUCAAAUGAUGAUGGAACUGAACUUGUGCGAUUAGCUUCACGUUGUUUGCAAUAUGAAGCUCGUGAGAGGCCAAACCCAAAAUCACUGGUGACUGCACUCAUUGCUCUUCAAAAAGAUACAGAGGUUCCAUCAUAUGAGUUAAUGGGUAUCUCACAAGGAACUGCAUCAGCAGCAGAGUCAUUAACAUUAACACCUUUUGGUGAAGCUUGCACUCGAAUGGAUCUUACUGCCAUUCAUGAAAUACUAGAGAAGGUCGGAUAUAAGGAUGAUGAGGGAAUUGCAAACGAGCUUUCUUUCCAGAUGUGGACAAACCAAAUGCAGGAGACCUUGAACUCUAAGAAACAUGGGGACACAGCUUUUCGAGCUAAAGAGUUCUCAACCGCAAUUGAAUGUUAUACAGUGUUCAUUGAUGGUGGGACGAUGGUAUCACCAACGGUAUUUGCAAGGCGUUGCUUGUCUUAUUUGAUGAACGACAUGCCACAAGAAGCCCUUGGGGAUGCAAUGCAAGCCCAGGUGAUUUCGCCUGACUGGUCCACCGCAUUCUACCUUCAAGCAGCUGCCCUUUUCAGCCUUGGAAUGGAUACUGACGCUCAAGAGACGCUUAAAGAUGGAACAACCUUGGAGGCCAAAAAGAACAGCAAAAGCUGAAACUGUAUAGGUUUUUCUUUUUGCCAGUUUGGUCUUUUUGUUUUCUUUUCUUGUAUGUAUUUGCUUCCUUUUUCUUAUCCUUCACUGUUCAGAGGUGUUUUUUGUCGCGCCUGAACAUUCUUUUGAGAAGUUUACGCUGGGGUUGACUUUUAGUGUUCUUGUUGUAACUCCAUGUUGUUGGGGCUCUGAUCACAAUUUAAUUUAAGAAGUUGCUGUGAGGUUAGUACUUUC